Messenger RNA from Trematosphaeria pertusa, 3691 nucleotides. RefSeq lists its product as uncharacterized. Lineage: Eukaryota; Fungi; Ascomycota; Dothideomycetes; Pleosporales; Trematosphaeriaceae. The transcript is spliced from 2 exons. The coding region runs from base 214 to 3504 and encodes 1096 amino acids. The record is from RefSeq and is a predicted model, not a curated record.
CGCACCUACCCGCUUUCAACCCGCUUUCGCCGAAAACACCCAAACACAAGCAUUCCCUCAGCAACGAGAACGCGACAGCCGCUGUCCCCCGAUGCGACCCAGAAUCCCCACCGCAUAGAACUCUUCACCGCGAUAGUCGUGCUCUAUCUCGUCCACCACAAUACGCGUCUGAGCACUUCUUCGAUCCCGAUCAACAGACAUUACGCGCCCGAGAUGGCCACGUCCAUGUCCUCAGCGUUUACCAUGGCCGAUCGCCGCAAGAAGGUCGUCACGUACGGAAGGUCUGCGCGUCUUGCAGCACCUGCGAAGUGGUCCGAAGACGCAACGUCCCCCGAGCGGCCGAGAAAGCAAGCGGACAGUUCGAAUAAUGGGCCACUCCGCAGGCCUGGAGGGAUACUGGGAACAGGUAGCACAUUAGGAAACACUCGCGCGAACCCACCGAAGUUGUCCGCCGCCCACGACAUCUUCGAUGUACCGUCCGACGAAGAGCACACGCUCGUGCCUUCCGCACCUCGAGCGAAGAAGGCCCCACCAAAAGCCAAGCCAAUCGAUCCCUUCGAUGUCCCUUCCUCAGAAGAUGAGACUCCUCGCCCAAGUCGUAGGCCCGCGAAAUCGGUGCAGUCCUCUCGAAAAGCGGAACCAGCGCAAUCCUCGGUGGGUACCUACAAGUCGAAGUUGACGGAGCAUGAACAGGUCGAGGCGCCCUCUUCCAGUGAUCCGCUUGCACCACCUACAACUCGACGACGGGCGAAAACACCGCAAGCUGCACAAAAACCUGAAGGCGGAGCACAACCACGGCCUGCGAAGCGGACGGGCGUGAAACCGAGAGCUACGCGGGCAACAACACCCGCUGCACCCGCAGCUCCCGUUAUCCCUUCACAGAAGAAGGCAAAAGAGUCCUCCGUGGUACUGGUUAAGCAGCCCGUAAUGGCCAAAACCACAACAAAGAAAGCACCGGAAUGGGACAUAUUCGACGUACCCCCGUCAGACGACGAAGCGCCAUUGUGGAGGCCGAACAAACCGCGUCCGGCGCCGCUAUCUCGAGCGAAAGCUGCAUUCACCUCUCGAACCGUUGCGCAGCCCUCGCCGGAGCCCUCCAAUGAUUCGGACGAUUCGAACACCUCUAAGAAGCGCAAACGCCAAGGGUCCAUAUCAUCUUCAGCAACCGUGAAAGCAGCACAAGUGGAGAGGGAAUGCGAACCGUCGGUUCUUCACCGAAACAAGAAAUACCAGAAAAAGGAAGACAGUGUGUCUCCCGGACACGAUACAAGCAAGGUUUCACUGCCCAUACAGGCGGUUGAGGAACAGCCCCGAGGGUUCGCAAUCAAUAAACCAAAACGGACGAGGACACGCACCGUUCCUGUACAGGCGAAACCCCCGAUUGCGAAAGGACAGUCCUCACCAGCGACGCUAAGUGGGAUGCUCGCUGUGCGGUCAUUACCCAAACCAUCACCCGUGCCCGAAGUUUCCGAAGUCCAGGCGGCGGAAGACGAGACCAUGUACGACAUCCCAGAUCCGGAAACCCCUGUCGUAAAACUGAGGAAAGCUCCAAUAUCCGGAUCCGUAACACCUCGGCAGAAUGCCUUGUUCAGCAACCUUCUGGGUGAUUCGGCCGAAUCCGCGACUCCGAUGCCCAGCAUUUCGAGGCUACGUCUUACGGAUCAACGACCUAGCUCUGUGCUUGCUGGGUUGACGAGAUCCUCCUCGGACAUUCCUCAAUCCGCUCUCACCCGGAAAACUAGACUCAUAGACAUGCUCAAACAAUCUGCGCCAAGUUCGGAUGAUGAUAGCGAAAGUGAUGAAGAGACGGAAGAGGACAUUCCGGAGAUCCCCGCUGUGUCUGUUCCAGCCAAGACAGCUGCCAAUGGAGUGGGUGCUACCGACGAUGCGUCUGAUGAAAUGGAUGUGGAUUCAGAAGCGCAGGUCGACUCCCAGGCGUCCCAGACAACUGUUCAGCUGCAUAGCGGCGCCCGGAUCACGUAUGCUAAGCAAAGAUCCUACCUGGAAGAGUCAAACCUCGAAGACGGCCUGCUUCUGGCUAUGGGCCUCGAUGAUGAUUUCGGCCCCAAUAAAGACCAGAAUCUCGUCUCAGAGGACGAAGAUGAUCCGGCGAGCCAAGUACGGGGUAUUCAUGAGCUUCGCAGGCAAGGGCAACAUUAUAAAUUCCAAGUCGAAGCUGAGAACUCCAUCGAUGACAUUUCCGGAAAGAGCGGCUUGAACGCUUCGCAGCGUCGCAGUGCAAUGAUGGAUUUCGCAACGCGGAUGGCUGACAGGACCUUUAUCGAUCAACUUCUGGAAUCGGCCUUGACUUACCGAUUGCUCGAAAGCAUCUCCUACGCCAGAGAAAUCAUCUUUGAUUUUGCCGCCGCGGUUGCCGUGCUUCAUAUUCUCGAAACUGGGCCUGGCUAUACUGUCCUCGACCAAAUGUACCAAUCCGGCAUCAUGGUGACCUUGAGUAAUCUUUUGGAUUCGCACAACGACAUCUAUCGCAUUGCACGAGAUCGGAAGACGAACAUGGCGAAAAGCGCGCAAGGUACAGUAGCUGAGUUUCGGGACCUCAUACUGAAGUCCUCAGUCUGGCCUGCUGAGAAGCUUGAGAAAGUUUCGCCACAGCUUGUCGCAAUGAAGACGCUCGAAUUGCUAAUUCUGGGCAUUCGCAAGGCUGGUAAUGACGAAGCGCUCAUUGACGAGGACACGAUUGCCAAGCUAGUUAGCAUCACCCGCAAUGCUUGCCAGCGCCUGAAGGUUGGAAAGGCAACAUCACAAGAUCUGAUGACGUUGGAUAUCGCAUUCUCGAUCUUGGAGGCUGUGUCCUUGUCGAAAGACGGGCAGACGACGUGGUCAAAUGAGGUUCUGCGACGUUUGGCGGAGAUAAUGCCCGUUUUCUUUGAGACUAGCGGCGCCUCACCGAUCAGGCUUGUCGUACGGCUCUGCAUGAACAUCACCAACAACAAGCCCAAGGCUUGCCAGUCCUUUGCUGGCCCGACUUUCGUACUACCUCUCGUGCGGUCCAUUAGUCAUAGGUUCAAGUUACUGGCCGGUGAGCUAGACGAGCAGCAGAGGACUGAGGUCAUGGAGGGCCUAAUUCUCAGCUUGGGUGCCAUGAUUAACCUUGCCGAGUUCAGCGACCAAGCAAGAAUGAGCGUUGUGCAGGAGGGAGAUGGGCUGGUUGAUGAGCUGGCGCAGAUCUUCCUAGACGGAUCGGAACGGGCUGACCGGGCCGAUUCUAUGGAAGAAUCUCAAUCAAGCGUCACGAUUGGUUAUCUCAGCAUCCUCCUCGGAAACCUCUGCUUGAACGAUACUGUGAGGGCCAAGGUCCAAUCGCGUCUUCCAAGGAACAAGAUCGACAUCCUGGUACAGAAGGUUAAGGAAUUCGUCCUCUACAACCAAAAGGUUGACCGCUUGGCCGGCCAGUUCGAGGGCGAGGAGGGAAGAGAGACGUUGCGGAACUUUACGAUGCGAUUGAUGCUGGUGGUUGAGAGGCUGGAGAAGGUUGGAGCUUAGAUUUGCGUUGUCAGAACAAGCGGAUAUCCCAUUGUCGUAACACAUACGACAUACGCAGGAGGGCCUUGACUACUUUGGAUCCGGGUUUUCAUUUUGCAUCUUUGGCAGGCUCUGGUUGGGCCGCUGGCAGAUUUACGUGCAGCUUGAUACCCCAUAAAUGCUCUAUACAACAAUGCACAUUGCCCCC